AUGAUCGGAUGUGCUCGGCGACAACAGCGAGUACGAUCGACGCGGGCUGAUGUGCUCGGCGACAACAGCGAGUACGAUCGACGCGGGCUCCCGCAGCGACUGGCAAUCGCGGCCUGGUACCGGUUCACUGUCGAUCGACACAAGAACACACCCUUGGCGGCGGCGGUGGCGGCGGGACGACUCAACGUGCCUCCCCGGAUCGGCACCAGCGCACCGCUCGAGGCGAUCAUCCCCAAGCCCGUGGCCCGCUUCGCAAUGGAGCAGCGCCUUCCGGACCCGGUGCUUCCACAACAGGCGAGCCAGUAUACGCUGCUGAACAUGGCUCGACCGUACACCAUCCGUCGCAUCCGCCGGGUCCUGAACGCGAAGGCUUUCACCAACACGCUCGGGCUCAAGGGACCACCGCAGCCAGACGAUCUCAGGAGCUUCUGGAAGGCGGUCAACUCGAAGGCACUGACAGCGAGGGAGAGGGAAGUUUGGUUCAAGCUGAUUCUCCGCUUCACCCCGACGCGCAAGCUCCAGCACGAGCAAAAGCAUGUCACUUCUCCCGCGUGCCUCGUGUGCGAAGCGCCGGUGGACGACACCGAUCACUACUUCUUCGGCUGCGUCGACUCGCGGAACGUCUGGACCGCGGCAAGGGGCGUGCUCUGCGACGCGCUCGGAUGCGACACGAUCGAGGACGCCGAGUACACGACACUACAACGACUCUUUGGCCUCCCCAAGCUCAAGGCCAAGCUCAGCGAACAGGAAGGCGCAGGCAGGACGAUCGAGAUCUUCACGGGGAUGGUCUUGGAGAUGAUCAGCAGUGGGAGAUGGAGGAUGCAGAAGCACGGGACGAGGAUGGAAAGCCUGGAGCGGAGGAGGGUGGUACUGGAGGAGAGGAUGAAGUUGAGGGCGGGAGGAGCAAGAGGCAGGCGAGGGCAGUAG
Microbotryum saponariae is the source of this 927-nucleotide messenger RNA. The record is from the annotation of a GenBank genome assembly. Lineage: Eukaryota; Fungi; Basidiomycota; Microbotryomycetes; Microbotryales; Microbotryaceae.